AUGAGUUUAGCGGACAUAUUUGAAAAAUGCGUUUGUUUCGUCAACGCACUUCCCAAAAGUGAAAUAAUAUCUUUGGAGAAUAAACUACUUUUGUACAAAUACUUUAAGCAAAGCACAGUUGGAAACUGUAACAUAGAUGCACCAAGCAUGUUUAGGCUCCAGGAAAGGAAAAAAUAUGAAGCAUGGAAAUCAAUUGAAAAUUUGAGCAAAGAGGAAGCACAGAAGAAGUAUGUCGAAACGGUUCAGAAUUUGUACCCAGACUGGGACAAGGGAAUAUAA
This is a messenger RNA of Plasmodium fragile, 279 nucleotides long. RefSeq lists its product as uncharacterized. The coding region runs from base 1 to 279 and encodes 92 amino acids. Gene Ontology annotation, biological process: fatty acid metabolic process. The record is from RefSeq and is a predicted model, not a curated record. Gene Ontology annotation, molecular function: fatty-acyl-CoA binding. Lineage: Eukaryota; Apicomplexa; Aconoidasida; Haemosporida; Plasmodiidae. The transcript has a single exon.